Molecule: messenger RNA, 1168 nt
Organism: Eutrema salsugineum
Lineage: Eukaryota; Viridiplantae; Streptophyta; Magnoliopsida; Brassicales; Brassicaceae
Product: probable peroxygenase 3
Exons: 6
Coding region: 237-953 (238 amino acids)
Molecular function (GO): monooxygenase activity; calcium ion binding
Source: RefSeq, a predicted model, not a curated record
AGCAAAAAUGGCUUAGUCACAGAAACACGUGGAAAGUCGAGCACGUGUCAACGAAGGGAAGGUGGUUGUUCAAGGCGAAGCAACUCCCGCGAGUUCUUUGGGAAACAGUUGCACUCUUCUCAGAUCUGUUUAUAAAAAGAAAUAGCCUCUCCUGAUCUGCACUCUCUCCACAAACUCCACCACACACAACCAGAGAGAUCUAGAGAGAGAGAGAGAGAGAGAGAUAAUAGAGAGCGAUGGCGACAGAUGUAGGAGCAGAGUCUAUUGCGACGGUGGCUGCGAAAGCUCCGGUCACGGCGGAGAGGAAGGUCCGGACUGAUCUCGACGAUCGUCUCCCCAAGCCAUAUGUGCCUCGAGCGAUGGUUGCACCAGACACGGAAAACGUUAACGGGACAAGGGGACACAAGCACCAGGACAUGUCUGUUCUUCAGCAGCACGUAGCCUUCUUUGACCAGGACGGUGAUGGUACCAUCUACCCUUCCGAGACUUUCAAAGGAUUUAGAGCACUUGGUUUCAACGUUGUCUCUAGUUUCUUUCUAACACUCAUCGUUCAUCUUACCAUGAGUUACGCCACAUUGCCUACUUGGAUUCCUUCUUUUACCUUCCCGAUUUACAUCAGAAACAUACACAGAGCCAAACAUGGAAGCGACACCUCAACUUACGACACAGAAGGAAGGUACAUUCCUGCAAAUCUGGAGAACAUGUUCAGCAAGUACGCACGUACCGUGCCUGACAAGCUAACUCGCCACGAGCUGUGGCAAAUGACCGAAGCUAACCGAAAUGCCUUCGAUUUCUUUGGCUGGGCAGCGAGUAAAAUGGAGUGGGGAGUACUCUACAUACUGGCUAAGGACGAGAAUGGUUACUUAUCCAAAGAAGCAGUUAGGAGAUGCUUCGAUGGGAGCUUGUUCGAGUAUUGCGCCAAGUCCAGAGCCUCUCCUAAAAAGGCAGACUGAUUACUUUCUUUGCAUGCAGUUAAUUAGUCUCUUAAGUAAGUAAACUUUGUUAAUUUAGUCUCCUAACCGAAGACAAACACGAAUCAGAUGGUAACUUUUUCAUUUGCUACCUAAGUUUCUCAUCUUUUCAAUGCUUCUUUAAGUUUCUGUAUGUUGCCAACUGUGUUGCUUGAAUUAUAUUAAUAUGUGCUCAAUAUGUCAGUGUUUGGUUGAUU